Messenger RNA from Bombus pyrosoma, 3138 nucleotides. RefSeq names its product 5-hydroxytryptamine receptor 1-like (gene 5-HT7). Gene Ontology annotation, biological process: adenylate cyclase-activating adrenergic receptor signaling pathway. Gene Ontology annotation, molecular function: G protein-coupled amine receptor activity. Bases 117 to 686 code for a protein of 189 amino acids. Lineage: Eukaryota; Metazoa; Arthropoda; Insecta; Hymenoptera; Apidae. Gene Ontology annotation, cellular component: membrane. The record is from RefSeq and is a predicted model, not a curated record. The transcript has 2 exons.
GCAUCUUUCAAAGGGGCCAAGAGAGAAAAAAGAAAAGUCAUAAGUUAUGGUGUAGCGGCCACGCGGUACGAUGUUUCGCCGGUGGUCCACGGAAGAGCAACGAGUCCCAAUGUCCAAUGCUGCAGAAGAUCGAGAAGCCCGUCCUCUCCUCAUCCACGACGACUACGCCACCGAUGGUGUCGACCAAGUCGACGAUUGUGAGAAACCACCUGAACAGUACCUGUAGCGUGACGAAUUCGCCUCAUCAGAAGAAACUGAGGUUCCACUUGGCGAAAGAGAGGAAAGCCAGUACCACGUUGGGAAUUAUAAUGAGCGCCUUCAUCGUCUGCUGGCUACCAUUUUUCGUGCUAGCCCUAGUCAGGCCAUUCCUCAAGGAUCCAGACGCCAUUCCAGCAUUUUUAUCCAGCCUGUUCCUCUGGCUCGGUUAUUGCAACAGCCUAUUGAAUCCUAUCAUCUACGCGACCUUGAACAGAGACUUCAGGAAGCCAUUCCGCGAGAUCCUGUACUUCCGCUGCAGUAACUUGAACCAUAUGAUGAGGGAGGAGUUUUAUCAGAGCCAAUACGGCGAUCCUAUUAACAAUUGCGAGAUCAAGGCCGGCGAGAUGGACGACGCUGAGCGUCUCAACAAUCAGGGUAUCGAGGCGAUCGAUAUCGCCACGAGCGCUCCAAACGAGAGCUUCCUGUGAUCUCGGGGUAAUGUCGAUCGCCAAGCCGAUCGCGAAACCCUCGAAACGAACUUGGACCGACCGUGAUCGAUCAUUCAUCGUCAAAAGACCCCUGUCACGUUAAUAGCCGAUCGAUCUUCUUGGUUUCGCGAACGAAACCGAUCGUAGAUUAUUUCGUAAGCUGGUAGAUAACUAACUACUUUCGAUUUUCCAAUAACUGGCUACUCAGUGGACCUGUUGUUCGUCGCGUUACCAUGUUGCUCGAGGAAAUCAAAAUACUCGACCAGUUUAACCGUGACGAAUUAAAGAUCUAAUUUCUAAGAAGAACUUCCCUCCGAAUUGAUUUAAGUAAACGUUAUCGUCACUGUACGUUCGAUGAUCAUGCAUGUUAACGUAGAAUCAGCGGCUGCGAACGAUUGCGACUUAGAUCAUUUGGGACAAGUCAAAAAGUCUGAACAUCUUGUCCUCGAUGUGUAUUUGCUGUUUUCAGCUGGAUCGAUCCGAAUUGUCUCGUGGUUAGACGUCCGAAUAGAGCCUCGUGAAAUCUGUUCUGUUUCGUGGUAAGGAAAGAAGUCGUCCCAGUACUGUCUCCGUGGAGUGACAGGCGCAGAGCAAGAACUCGUGUUGCGGAACAGACGCUUCUUCGACUAGACUGAGAUCACGUGGAGAGUGAGAAAAAGAGAAGUUAGCGAAGAAAUUCUCUUAGGGUUUAAAUGUGAUUGAAGAAGCAAGAACGAAAUACUCAAAAGCUUGGAUGGUUAGAUCGAGUCGAUAUUAAGUACAUUUGUUUGUUGUGAUGUCCAUGAUAUACGAACGAAAGAAAUUCAUGUUCCAUGGGAAAUCAUGGUCUCUAACAUUGUACAGAGGAAACUAAACUCAUCUGUGUAGUGUCGCGAUGAUAAUUCUGAACGGUGUGUAAUUAGUAAAAGAAAAAAAAACAAGAUAUGUCUUGAAAAUAGGAACUUCCGAUUUAGGUGUACGAAAACGCGUCUGCCAGUGCAAUCGGUUUUUGAAAUUGUAGAUGGUUAGGACGAAGGCAAAAUGGCGUGCGUUUUAAGCGAUUCCGAUCUUUUUAAGGAUCAUAAAAUGAUUUAUUGGGGACACACGAAACUAAUGAAGUUUAAGAGUAAUUUAUGAAAGGGAAACUUUAUUGAAUUUAGUUCCCUAUAUUGUUUCAGUAGUAGAGUACUUAUUAAUUCUAACGAAUUAUAUUAUAUUUAAAAAUGUAAAUUUGAAAUAAAAAUGUUAUAAGGUUAAUACAUAUAUUCAGUGUGAAAGGGAUGUUAGCUUAAUACGACUUAUAAAUGAAAUCAGAGAAACAUAAAAGUUUGUUAUAAAGUUGACGAUGUUUCGCCAGUCUUUGAAAUUACAGUAUAGCAAUUUAACAAUUUAAUUUUCGAUAUGGACUUGUGUAUUCGUAGUCUAUACUUUAAAAUAUCCGGUAUAAAAGUUACUGAAUAAAUUGUACGUAACAAGAGAUAAAAGAUACGAAUGAUUUAAAAAGUGAUAAUUCAGAAUGCUGAAUUACUAGGUAAUAACUUUUUCAAUGCAAUUUCCUUAAGAACAGUGUUCCAACAAAAGGGAGUAUUUAAUAUAUAAAGAAAGAAAAUCGAACAAACAAUGGGUGCCGGUGGGAAAUGUCAAUUGGAAAAACAAAUCACCGGUUGGAAAAUUAACCGUGACACACGAGAGCAGUAAAACCAUCGAGAGCCAUGGUUUCUUGUAUCUCUGGAGUACGAUUACCGAGUAUGUGCUUCCCAUUUGAAUCGUUGAGUAUCCUUGGAAUUAUUGGGUCAAACAAAUCCUGAAACAUGGUAAGAUUGGUUCCAAACCAAUAAUCGUAUGAUAAAAUGGCAAAAGCUACGUCGAGUAAAAUAAAAAAUAGGAUCUUAAAGAAAUAUAAAGAUAUUAUUUUCGUGCAAAACGAAGAGUCAUAAUGAAAUUAUUAAGUGGUAAAGAAAUAAUGGAUAAACUUCUGGACAGAAUUGAAACAAACGUGAAAAUAUUUAGGAGAGUAGAUGACGACGUGCGUUGAGGAAUUUCAAAUGUAACCUCCGGCCGGAGACCACGAUCGAUCGGAACUCGAUAGAAUUGAAUUUUCAGCGCUGCCAGCGGGAUAACACGGAUGCCUUCGAAUUUUCAUGACGUCGAAAAUGAAAAAUUUAUAUCGCACAUUCGUAGAUCCCAUCUGAACAGACAAACAGAAAUUAGGAUAAAAGAGUAAGGCGAACAUGGAAAAAAGUGAACAAUGAUUGAGAGAAACGAUCGACAAUGAUCGAUGAAAAGUUUAAGGAAUGCUUAGAAAAAGCAUUGUAUAGAGGAAUGCGAUUACUAUAAGUGAACAAAAUAUGGAAACAAUAAUAUAUCACUUUUUUUUGAGAUUAUUUUUGCUAUUAAAUGAAAGCAAAUAUAGAAAAAUAAUUAAUUUUAAUGUAAAAGUGAGAAAAUUAUUAAUUCCAAUAUGAAUAAUAAU